Molecule: messenger RNA, 661 nt
Organism: Podospora pseudopauciseta
Lineage: Eukaryota; Fungi; Ascomycota; Sordariomycetes; Sordariales; Podosporaceae
Exons: 2
Coding region: 224-661 (145 amino acids)
Molecular function (GO): RNA nuclease activity; RNA binding
Source: RefSeq, a predicted model, not a curated record
GCUGAGGGCACCAGCCCAGUCAUCAUGUGCUGCAGUGUCCAGGCUGUAUGCAAAGCCUCACUGAGGUAAAGGACAAUAAAUAGAGACGUUAGUCCUCAUAUCUUUGGUUGACAUUUCCAAUCUCUAGUCUCCGUUUGCACAUAAAUCAUGGUAAACUGUGGAAGCCAUCACUUGCUUUGAGUCUUUAGUUUAGAUCUCCACCUUACCUUGGCAUCCCUCCUUCAUGUCGGACUCGACGAAUCCACCACAAAGCGCACCGAGACGCAGUCCAACGGACUCAUCCUAUUACGACUGCGAUGGCGUAGUGGCUAACAAGAACUAUCCAAGUUCCAAGUCAUGGCAUUAUGCUAGGGAUGUCAGGGCGCAGGUCGCCGCUGAGCAGCCACAACAUCCACGGGGAUGGAGAUACCCAUCAUAUUUCGGCGACAAAGCUGGCCUUCCUUUGGCAGCUUCGAAGCCCCUGACACAUACUCCAAUCGAACCUGGGAGUUUGACUCCAUAUGUACCAGGGACUAAGCCUGGAGCACACCGGGCAGUCUACAACGACACGAAUAGAGCCGUAGUGGAUGUGAUUUACCACGAUCCCAACAAACUUCCAAAGAAUGGCUCGAAGUUUGAGGAAUUCUCCAAGGCGACUUAUGUGGCGAAGGCGGUACCGUGA